Molecule: messenger RNA, 330 nt
Organism: Halteromyces radiatus
Lineage: Eukaryota; Fungi; Mucoromycota; Mucoromycetes; Mucorales; Cunninghamellaceae
Product: 60S ribosomal protein L34-B
Exons: 3
Coding region: 1-330 (109 amino acids)
Biological process (GO): translation
Cellular component (GO): ribosome
Molecular function (GO): structural constituent of ribosome
Source: RefSeq, a predicted model, not a curated record
AUGGUUCAAAGAGUUACUUACAGACGUCGUCUUUCCUACAACACUCGUUCCAACCGUGUCAAGAUCGUCAAGACUCCUGGUGCCAAACUUGUCUACCAAUACCAAAAGAAGCCUGUUAAGGGUGCUCGUUGUGGUGACUGUGGUAACACCUUGUCUGGUAUCAAGGCUCUCCGUGCUCGUGAAUUCGCUACUAUUUCCAAAACCAAGAAGACUGUGAACCGUGCUUAUGGUGGAUCUCGUUGCGGUCUCUGUGUCCGUAACCGUAUCAUGCGUGCCUUCUUGAUUGAAGAACAAAAGAUCGUCAAGCGUGUCCUCAAGGCUCAAAAAUAG